This is a messenger RNA of Patiria miniata (bat star), 3122 nucleotides long. RefSeq names its product nuclear pore complex protein DDB_G0274915-like. NCBI's taxonomy places the organism in Eukaryota, Metazoa, Echinodermata, Asteroidea, Valvatida, Asterinidae. Bases 105 to 1589 code for a protein of 494 amino acids. The record is from RefSeq and is a predicted model, not a curated record. The transcript has 2 exons.
AGUCAACAAAGUGCUAUAAUGGUGAAAAGUGAUGAUCAGAACUCAAGACACUUAUGAUAAUGAAGGUGGAUAGGUACCUUCAACUAGUUUUGGAAUGAGUGAAGAUGAUACACGACACCUGUCAUCAGAUGUGUGGAUACACACCAUCAACAUCCACAGCUACAUACCAUGGGAUGAGUGGAUGCUGGCCUUUAACAAACAUACAUGACACCUGUCAUCAGAAGUGUGGAUACACACCAUCAACAUCCACAGCUACAUACCAUGGGAUGAGUGGAUGCUGGCCUUUAACAAACAUACAUGACACCUGUCAUCAGAUGAUUGGAUACACACCAUCAACAUACACAGCUACAUACCAAGGGAUGAGUGGAUGCUGGCCUUUAACAAACAUACAUGACACCUGUCGUCAGAUGAGUGGAUACACACCAUCAACAUCCACAGCUACAAACCAUGGGAUGAGUGGAUGCUGGCCUUUAACAAACGUACAUGAUACCUGUUGUCAGAUGAGUGGAUACACACCAUCAACAUCCACAGCUACAUACCAUGGGAUGAGUGGAUGCUGGCCUUUAACAAACAUACUUGACACCUGUCAUCAGAUGUGUGGAUACACAUCAUCAACAUCCACAGCUACAUACCAUGGGAUGAGUGGAUGCUGGCCUUCAACAAACAUACAUGACACCUGUCAUCAGAUGAGUGGAUACACACCAUCAACAUCCACAGCUACAUACCAUGGGAUGAGUGGAUGCUGGCCUUCAACAAACAUACACGACACCUGCCAUCAGAUGAGUGGAUACACACCAUCAACAUCCACAGCUACAUACCAUGGGAUGAGUGGAUGCUGGCCUUUAACAAACAUACAUGACACCUGUCGUCAGAUGAGUGGAUACACACCAUCAACAUCCACAGCUACAUACCAUGGGAUGAGUGGAUGCUGGCCUUUAACAAACAUACAUGACACCUGUCAUCAGAAGUGUGGAUACACACCAUCAACAUCCACAGCUACAUACCAUGGGAUGAGUGGAUGCUGGCCUUUAACAAACAUACAUGACACCUGUCAUCAGAUGAUUGGAUACACACCAUCAACAUACACAGCUACAUACCAAGGGAUGAGUGGAUGCUGGCCUUUAACAAACAUACAUGACACCUGUCGUCAGAUGAGUGGAUACACACCAUCAACAUCCACAGCUACAUACCAUGGGAUGAGUGGAUGCUGGCCUUUAACAAACGUACAUGAUACCUGUUGUCAGAUGAGUGGAUACACACCAUCAACAUCCACAGCUACAUACCAUGGGAUGAGUGGAUGCUGGCCUUUAACAAACAUACUUGACACCUGUCAUCAGAUGUGUGGAUACACAUCAUCAACAUCCACAGCUACAUACCAUGGGAUGAGUGGAUGCUGGCCUUCAACAAACAUACAUGACACCUGUCAUCAGAUGAGUGGAUACACACCAUCAACAUCCACAGCUACAUACCAUGGGAUGAGUGGAUGCUGGCCUUCAACAAACAUACUUGACACCUGCCAUCAGAUGAAUGGAUACACACCAUCAACAUCCACAGCUACAUACCAUGGGAUGAGUGGAUGCUGGCCUUAAACAAACAUACAUGACACCUGUCGUCAGAUGAGUGGAUACACACCAUCAACAUCGAGAUAAUAGCUUUCUGACAGGUAUUAGACAGUUGUCAUUGGACAGUUGACGUAGGAUUCCACUUACCACAUGUCAUAUUUUAGGAUGAGUGAAUGUAGACCAUCAGCAACUCACGUAGGAAACCUUACAUCAUUUCAUUGGAAACUGGCUUUCAGUAAUUCUCAUGUUCAGUAUUUUGUAAAAGUAUCGUGCUGUGUAGAAGUGCAUACGUAAUCAAGAAGAUAAAUGCAUUUUUUGUUAGUGUGUCAUUCAAUGUACUCGGCUUGUUUUCUUUGGUAAUCCUAUUUAAUCAAUACGAGUUUUGUUACCUGGAGAAAAAUCUAAACUGAUUUAUCUAAUACAGGAAUGAUUUUUUUCCCCAAUUGAAACACUGUAGCUCAGGAUCAAAGAAAUACAAGCUGAAGUUUUUUGUAUAUUUUCGCAGAAGAUGGCAAGACAUAUUCAAGCAAUGCAUGUUGUAUUUUCUAUAAUUCUGUAAUUACAAGCUAUAUCAAAUCUUUGUUUUAAAAACAAUUUGGCAUAGUAAACAUAUUAGCUAUUUUCAAAUGAAAGAAUUGUUUUAGGUUUGUUUCAAAAUCAGUGGCGCUCAGUCCGCCAUGUUUGAUGAGGGAGCAAGUGAUUAGGUAUACAUGGAACAAAGAAAAUAUGCUAAACCUCCAGUUUUGUUGUGCAAACACAACAACAAUUUUCAAGUUCAUGAUUUUUACAAAGUCACUUUCAAAUAAUUUUCUUGUCUACCUCUUUUGACACAUCUGCACAAGUAUAGCUCUAAAUUUUGUAGAUUUUGUAAACGGCCCAUCUGAUAGCAAUAAUGUUAAAAUCAUGUUUUUUGCUGUUUUGCAAUUUUUAUCGCCUUCAAAAUGUGACACCGUUAUGUUAAUAUUCUGGAGUUUCAAAAUGCUUUGAAAGAUAUGAGCUAAUGAUUCCUUUCCUGAAAUAACUUGAACAAUUAUGUUUUACCAUGAAAUGGAUGUAAGAAAAUAGUGAAGACAGGCCCCUACCCAGGUUGGUGGGGGUGGGGGGGAGGGGUGGCCUGGGUGUGUAUGCACAACCAAUACGUUUUACCUUUUUUUUUGCCAGUAUAUAUUUUUUUUCACCACCAAUACCCAAAUAUUCACAACAUUUUUCCCAGCGUUUGACAACCAGAAGAUAUUCAUUGUCCACCACCCAUUUCUUUUACGUUCAUCUGUUCAAAAUGUGGGGAAUUGGCCUUCAUACCUUUCAUGCAGAUGUUUUCAUAUGUUUUAUGUAGGUCUACAUGUUUGAAAUAAUUAUGACGGUGACCCCUCGAGUUGGUCUGAUAUCUUCAGCAAUCCCUCCCCCCCCCCCCCCACAUACGGGCCUGCAAGCAGUUGCCAAUGAAUUGGACAUUAAAUACUGUCAUAUAAUUAGAACUAAUAAUUAUGUCGAAACCCUUUUCGUUUACUUUUGGUUAGUACUAAUUUGAUGCUUGGCAUAAACAUAAUGCAAUUGAACAUA